This is a messenger RNA of Penicillium subrubescens, 645 nucleotides long. RefSeq lists its product as uncharacterized. The record is from RefSeq and is a predicted model, not a curated record. The transcript has 2 exons. Gene Ontology annotation, molecular function: protein kinase activity; ATP binding. Gene Ontology annotation, biological process: protein phosphorylation. NCBI's taxonomy places the organism in Eukaryota, Fungi, Ascomycota, Eurotiomycetes, Eurotiales, Aspergillaceae. The coding region runs from base 1 to 645 and encodes 214 amino acids.
AUGGUAAAACCUCAAGACAGAUUCUUCUCCGAGGGCCAAUGCUACUUCGAUCCAAGCGAAAACCCCAGGACCGAAACUCGUUGCAAUGUCUGGGACUGGGAUCGUCUGCCGAUGGUCAAAGUCAAAGGCACUGCCAAGCUGUUCCUUCCUGACGAGAACAUCGAGAUCCAAAUUUUGGCACAGUUCGCUGAUUACCUGUCCUCGGAAGUUCGGGCAAUUACUGUCGACGAUAAUGGGCUCCUUACUGGCGUCUCGACCGAUCCGGAAGAGGAUGAUACUCUAUUUGAGCUUGAUCGACUUGGACCAGGUGUUGAUCUCUUAACAUACAAAGACGAACUCGGGAUUACUCAAAAAGUCGCCUUCAAAUUCAACCCCCUGGACAAACCACGACGAGUGCAGAUGGCCUGGGACGAGCUCAAUCUUCUCAAAAGUCUACCAUCACAUUCAAUUAUCGUACCCUUUGAUCGCGUUGUCCUCGAAGAUGUCGAAUCUCGGGUAAUCGGAUUCACAACGAAGUACAUUUCAGGCGGAACACUCGAUAACAUAAAUAUUCCUUUUCGAUUUAAAUGGCUGAAACAGCUUACCCAACUCGUGGAUUUCCUGAACCUAGAACUGGGAAUCAUGCAUCAAGACAUUGCACCUUGA